UAUUUUUGCAAUUAAUUAAUAAUACACCAAAAAUACGAUGAUGAUAUCAUCCAGCUUCGCCGAGUUGAAGCUCGAGUACCCAGGGACGACGACGACGACGAACAGCUUCGCCGUCGGCGACGGGGAGCAGUCGUGGGUCAUCAGAUGCUACCCGCGCGGCUACCGCGAGGAGGACAAUGGCGAGUACGUCUCCCUGCGCAUCGGCGUGCCGGCGAGAUCGAACACCGUCAGGGCCAUCUUCCACACCUUCCUGAUGCGCCGCGACGGCGGCGUCGGCGCGCCGUCGAUCAUCUGCUCGGACAGGGCCUUCCCGAUGAGUGUCCCCGGCCACCCCCGCGGCUACGGCGGCGCGUUCCGGCACCUCGUGAGGCGGAGCGACCUCGAGCCGCUCUACGCCGUCGACGGCGUGGUCACGAUCGUCUGCGGUGUCGUGGUCUUCGCCGACGCCGGCGGCGGCGGCGGCGACGACGACGACGGCGGCCCUAUACCCGUCCCGCGGUCGAACCUCGGCGGCCAGCUCGGCGGCAUCGUGGACCGCGCCGACUGCUCCGACGUGUCGUUCUCCGUCGGCGGCGAGACGUUCCACGCGCACCGCGCCGUGCUCGCCGCGCGCUCGCCGGUGUUCAAGGCGGAGCUCCUCGGGUCCAUGGCGGAGGCCGCCAUGCCGUGCGUCACCCUGCACGACAUCGAUCCGGCCACGUUCAAAGCUCUACUACACUUCGUGUACACGGACGCCUUGCCGUCGCCAUCGACGUCGUCGUCGUCGUCGUCGACGACGACCGGUUUUUUCGAGAGCUUGCUCGUGGCGGCGGACAGGUACGCAUUGGAGAGGUUGAAGCUGAUGUGUGCACAGAAGCUGUGGGAGAGCGUGUCGGUGGAGACGGUGGCGACGACGCUAGGCUACGCCGAGACGUACCAUUGCCCGGAGCUAAAGAGCAAGUGCCUCAACUUCUUGAUGGCGGAGAGCAACUUCAAGAAGGUGGCCGUCACCAAUGGCUACUUUCAUCUUAGGCAGGACUUCCCGUUAAUUAUUGAAGAGAUUAAAAAACGGAUUGAGAGUUAAAAACUUUACAUAUAGAUAUCGGUCGCUUGCAAGAUUAUUGCCAACAUGUUAACCUCCAGUUUCGUCUUCAACCUAGAUUACCAGGAGACGCAGAGCUUCGACGUCGGCGACAACAUCGCCAAAAGCAUCGACGAGCACUGUUCGUGCGAAUUAUUAUAAUAUAUUUUCCCUCUAUUAUCUGGAUGCUGUGAAUUUUCUUUGUUCUUGAUAAAUCUUAUGCCAUAGUACAGUAAGCAGAAAGACCAACAGUUUCUCAUCCAAAUGAUAUUUCCAAAACAUUAUGGUUAUUCGACAUUGCCGCCAACAAACUCAUUCACAAUGAUUUCCAUGAAAUACACCCAAAACUAUAAACAUGAUUUUAUUUCUCAGCUUCAUUUUCCAUAGAAGAUGCACGUCAAGCUAAACGGAACGAGGCCGCAGAUUAACACCAAACCAUGUACACCAAUGCUGACCUACUACUGCCUCAACACGAGCGUUAACAACUGUACACAACAGUACACGGCUGCUACCUGACCAGUCUCUGAUUGUACAACCGAAUAAAUGGUGCGAAGGAUAGCUAAACCUCCGUUCUCUACUACAGGUACAAAUGAUGCAUCACACAAAUGAUCUAGUAUUUCACCAGCAAUAUUGCACAGAACAACAGCACAUGCAAGCUUAAAUGGUGUCAUGGAAUUGGAUCCCUCUGCGCACCAGGUGGAGCUGUUGGCAUUGGGAAAUUGAAUGGGUAAUAGGUUC
Molecule: messenger RNA, 1798 nt
Organism: Oryza sativa Japonica Group (Japanese rice)
Lineage: Eukaryota; Viridiplantae; Streptophyta; Magnoliopsida; Poales; Poaceae
Product: BTB/POZ and MATH domain-containing protein 1
Biological process (GO): protein ubiquitination
Molecular function (GO): protein binding
Source: RefSeq, a predicted model, not a curated record